Messenger RNA from Diabrotica balteata, 400 nucleotides. The record is from the annotation of a GenBank genome assembly. NCBI's taxonomy places the organism in Eukaryota, Metazoa, Arthropoda, Insecta, Coleoptera, Chrysomelidae.
UAGUGAUUCAGAUAUUUCUUCGACGUGACUGUCAUUGAUUCAACCAUGAAGCCCACAAUAGUUGCUGCAUUUUGCCUUAUUUUUAUGGUCAACUUCGCAGUUUCUUCGUAUAUUAAAAAAAACUCCUGUGACGACCCCAAUGCUCACUAUGGAUGUGAAUCUCAAUGUAUAGCAACGUGCAACAAUCGUCAAUUUGCAAACUGUGCACCAGAGUGCAUUAAUGGUUGUUUUUGUAAUCAGGAUUAUAUACUAAGUAGAGAACAAGGAAAAUGUGUUUUGGUAAAAGAUUGUUUCCCUCACUAAGAGCUAUUUUAUGAUAUAUCAACAUCUAUUGUAAUUUUAUAGAUUAUAGACUUGUUUUUAAUAAUUAUCUUUAUAAUUGAUAUGUUAGAAAUAUUUA